Pollicipes pollicipes is the source of this 1242-nucleotide messenger RNA. RefSeq lists its product as uncharacterized. Bases 143 to 643 code for a protein of 166 amino acids. NCBI's taxonomy places the organism in Eukaryota, Metazoa, Arthropoda, Thecostraca, Pollicipedomorpha, Pollicipedidae. The record is from RefSeq and is a predicted model, not a curated record. The transcript is spliced from 4 exons.
ACGGCCGACGGGGACGGUUUGAGCGUCCAGCGCCCGGCCGAGCGAGCGCGUGCGGACAGUGCUGAUUGAGAGUUCCCCCGAACUGCAAUAGAGCACGGACGGAGAGGCGGCCCCGCCACCAGCAGCGGAGGAAACCUACGACAUGGACGCAGACAAGGCGCGUAACACUGGCGACGCCGAGUGGAGCUCACGCGAGGGCACGCCGCUGCGCUCGCUACCUGGCUUCACGGUGCUGCCGAGCGGGCCGGGGGAGGCGGCGCCCAGUGGCCGGCCCUCGUUCUACCUGAGCCGGCCGCAGCUGGACGAGCCCUGGUUCGGCAGAGCCGGCGGCUCCGCACACUACGACGCCGAGAACGCCAGCGGCAGCGGCAGCGACGACGCCGACUCCAUGUCAUCGUCCACCGGCGGACUGUUCACCAGCAUCAGCAUCCCGGUGCCGAAACAGCCGGUGAAGAAGUCGCUGAGCCCGACACCGUCCUUCACGUACAUCGACGCCAGGGCGGCCAUGGCGGCGCGCAAGCAGACAGUCAGCUGCUGCGCCUCCAAGUCCGUCCUCAAGAUCACCCUCACGUUCUGCGUGUCCUUCCUGCUCGGCAUGAUUCUCACCGUCAUCUACAUGGAGGUGUACCUGUGGAGGCGGUGAUAGUGCCGCCGGCGGAGGGCCCGCCUGCCGGCCCCGGACGUCGCCCUCCACGCCGAGCGGGGGCAGGGCCGACCCCACGCCGGCCCCGAGUGACGGACCACCGCCGUGCCACCCGGCCCGGUCCGAAGCCGGCCGCCGGAGGCGUGCCCGGCCACGCUCGGCCGGCCAGGGGCGCGGCCGACCCCGCUCGGUCGCGGACGGCAGCUCCGACGCACCGCGCCACGCCGCGCGCCACGGUCGCGCCGCGUACCUAACUGGACACGCACGUCAAGUCGCAAUGGGCAUAUGUGUAAAAAUGGGCCGACAGCGCGUGCUAUUUAUUUCCAAUCGCCUUGUCGAAGCGGUGUACUUUUCCCACCGUCAGUGAUGCCGGCGCACGCUAAGUGGCGCGUGCGUCGGGAGAUAAAAAUGUCGGUCGAAUUAAUACUUCCUUAGUGGCGGCGGUUCCCUUUUUGUGGACUGUGCACGCUAUCCGACUGCGGGUUUGUGCCGUGCCCAUCGAAGCGAUUUUCAGGAGUGUCUCUGUAAAUAGUGACCUGAGCUUGCUCACGUGUUUACUGACUGUCAGUGGUCGGUGUAAAUAAAAUAUUCUUAUCAAA